AUUUGCCUCGCAAAACUGAAAAGAGCAAAAAAAAAAAAAGGAAAAGAAAAAAGGUUCCCUUUUAUUUUUCUCUGUUUUUCCCUUUAAUGACACCUUUUUCUAGGCCUGUGUUUGGUUUCGAAAUUUACAUGUUAAUGAGAAUGUGAAGUAAAACAAAAUCGAUCCAAAAAUCUAUGUUUUGUUGCUCAUUCUAGGGUUUCUUGCUCCCUCCAUUUUUUGCCUGUACUUGCUCUCCUAGGGUUUCUAAAAACCAACAACAGGAAGGUGUGCGUAUCGAGCUUGAUACGGUUUAUUAUUAAUUUAUCUUCAAAUAAAUUAUUUUAAAAUAUAGUCGAGGAUCGGAGUUGAAGAGAAGAUUUCAGGAGGCAGAGAUUUUGAAAUCUAAUGGUUAAUACAAUUUGUUAUAAAAAACAAACAAGAUUUUUUUAUUCAAAAUGCCUUUCGCCAAGCUCGAUGACUCUCCUAUGUUUCGCAAGCAGAUGCAAUCCUUGGAGGAAAAUGCUGAAGUGUUAAGGGAUAGGGGUUUAAAGUUCUACAAAGGAUGUCGGAAGUACACUGAAGGGCUUGGGGAGGGAUAUGAUGGGGAUAUUGCGUUUGCUGGUGCUCUAGAAACUUUUGGAGGAGGGCAUAAUGAUCCAAUUAGUUUGGCUUUUGGAGGCCCCGUUAUGACCAAAUUUACCAUAGCCUUAAGAGAAAUUGGAACAUAUAAAGAAGUUCUUCGAUCUCAGGUUGAGCAUAUGCUGAAUGACAGAUUACUACAAUUUGUCAAUAUUGAUUUGCAUGAGGUCAAGGAAGCAAGAAAGCGCUUUGACAAGGCCAGCCUUCUUUACGAUCAGGCUCGAGAGAAAUUUUUAUCACUGAGGAAGGGCACGAAGACGGAUGUAGCUGCACUCCUAGAGGAGGAACUUCAUGCCUCAAGGUCUGCAUUUGAGCAAGCUAGAUUUAAUCUAGUGACAGCUCUUUCUACUGUUGAAUCAAAGAAGAGGUUUGAAUUUUUAGAGGCUGUCAGCGGAACAAUGGAUGCGCAUCUCCGUUACUUCAAGCAGGGGUAUGAGUUGUUGCAUCAAAUGGAGCCGUACAUACAUCAGGUUCUGACUUAUGCUCAACAAUCUAGAGAGCGGUCAAACUAUGAGCAGGCAUCACUCAACGAAAGGAUGCAAGAAUACAAAAGGCAAAUUGAUCGUGAGAGUAGAUUAUCUUCAAAUGGCUCUAAUGGAUCUCCUAUUGGAGGAGAUGGCAUACAAGCCAUUGGUAGAAGUUCACAUAAAAUGAUUGAGGCAGUUAUGCAAUCUGCAGCAAAAGGGAAGGUUCAAACGAUUAGACAAGGUUAUCUAUCAAAACGUUCCUCAAACUUGCGAGGAGACUGGAAAAGACGGUUUUUUGUUCUUGAUAGCCGAGGAAUGCUGUAUUACUAUCGCAAACAGUGCAGCAAAUCAUCUAGUUCUGGUAGUCAACUAUCUGGUCAGAGGAACAGCUCCGAACUUGGAUCUGGACUGUUGAGCCGUUGGCUGUCUUCCCAUUAUCAUGGGGGGGUGCAUGAUGAAAAAUCAGUUGCUCAUCACACCGUCAACCUUUUGACAUCAACAAUCAAGGUCGACGCUGAGCAGUCAGACCUACGGUUUUGCUUCAGGAUUAUUUCACCAACAAAGAACUAUACUUUGCAGGCAGAGAGUGCGCUAGAUCAAAUGGAUUGGAUUGAAAAAAUAACAGGAGUUAUUGCUUCACUUCUCAGCUCUCAGGCUCCCGAAAGGUGCCUUACUUCCAGUCCAAUGGGAAGUGGUCAUCACCGUUCCACUAGUGAGAGCAGUUCAUUUGAAAGUGCCGACUAUGAUCACUCUGCUGUUGAUGAAUAUGCAUCUGAAAGGAACCUUGCUGGUUCACAUCAUGAAAGGCCAUCAAGAAUUCAACAACAGCAACGAUGCAAUGUAGAAAAACCAAUUGAAGUUCUGCAAAGAGUAAUUGGAAAUGACAAGUGUGCUGAUUGUGGUGCCCCAGAGCCAGAUUGGGCAUCUCUAAACCUUGGUGUUCUUGUUUGCAUCGAAUGCUCAGGUGUUCACCGUAAUCUUGGUGUGCACAUUUCAAAGGUCAGAUCCCUGACACUUGAUGUCAAAGUGUGGGAGCCUUCUGUUAUAAAUUUGUUUCAGUCUCUAGGAAAUGCCUUUGCUAACUCAGUCUGGGAGGAGUUAUUGCAAUCGAAAAGUACCUUUCAGGUUGAUCUCAUUCCUGCAAGUUCAUACAAGUCUGAUAAGUCACAGCUGCAUUUUACUGGCAAACCAAAUCCUUCAGAUUCUAUAUCAAUAAAGGAGAAGUUUAUUCAUGCAAAGUAUGCAGAAAAGAUGUUUGUUUGCAGGCCAAGAGAUGGUCAAUAUCCUCAUUCAGUGUCCCAACAGAUGUGGGAAGCUGUUCGUGCCAAUGACAAGAAGUCUGUAUACCGUUUAAUUGUUGAUCACGAAGCAGAUGUAAAUGCUGUGUAUGAGCAAGCAUCUUGUAGCUCUUCUCUAACCCUUGCUAAAGUGAUGCUACUGCAAGAGCAUGCACUUGACCACUGUUCUACCUGCUCAACAGGAAAUUCAUUGGACAGGUCAUCCACUAGUUCCUUAAAUUUGGCUGGCAGUGGUGAAGCCCAAAUUGUGGGUGAUCUAGAUGGGUGUUCCUUGCUUCAUCUUGCUUGUGAAACUGCAGAUAUUGGGAUGUUAGAACUCCUUUUACAGUAUGGUGCAAAUGUAAAUGCAACUGAUGUUAGAGGCCAGACUCCCCUUCACCGUUGUGUUGUCAGAAGACGAUCUGCAUUUGCAAAAUUGCUCCUUUCAAGGGGAGCAGAACCAAGGGCUGUCGAUGGGGAAGGGAAGACCUCCCUUGAGCUUGCAGUCGAUUCAAAUUUUGUCGAACAUGAUGUUCUCGUGUUAUUAUCGGACUCCAAUGGAUGACGCUUUAGGAAAAGGUAAAUAUAAGAAGGCCAAUUACAGCGAGGUUGGGAUUUGAAAUGAAAAAUUGAUAAAGGUAUUGCUUUUUCUGUAAGUAAAUAUUAUAAGUUGAAAGAGCGAGUUCUCCAUUGAAGAUGAUAUUUAGAGUGGUAGUGGUAGGUUGGCAUGCCUGCCUCAUGGGCAUCUAUGCAAAAUAGCGCCUCUUCAGGUUUGUAUUUUAUACUGCUAAAAAAGGGGCUGUUGUAAUGUGAUGUUUUUCUUUUUGCUAAUUCAGCUUGUUUUGAUUUUGUCUUUGUGAGGGUUCAGUUUAGGCCAUUUGUGUAUUUUGUACAUUGUUUUGUGGUAGUGAAGGUUAUUAUUAUUGUUGCAA
Messenger RNA from Mercurialis annua (annual mercury), 3294 nucleotides. RefSeq names its product ADP-ribosylation factor GTPase-activating protein AGD3. The coding region runs from base 435 to 2927 and encodes 830 amino acids. The transcript has 19 exons. Gene Ontology annotation, molecular function: protein binding; GTPase activator activity. Gene Ontology annotation, cellular component: cytoplasm. Lineage: Eukaryota; Viridiplantae; Streptophyta; Magnoliopsida; Malpighiales; Euphorbiaceae. The record is from RefSeq and is a predicted model, not a curated record.